Punica granatum (pomegranate) is the source of this 3120-nucleotide messenger RNA. NCBI's taxonomy places the organism in Eukaryota, Viridiplantae, Streptophyta, Magnoliopsida, Myrtales, Lythraceae. The record is from RefSeq and is a predicted model, not a curated record.
AAAAUCAAUCCAACCAAAGGUCAAAACUCCCUCUCUCUCUCUCUCUCUCUCUCUCUCCCCUUUCGUCUCGAAGGACACACACUCCUUCUCCCACUUAAAAUGGCGGCCAAGAACAAGAACAAUAACAGCGAUGCUUCUUCCCCUCCUCCCCUUCCUUACCCUCCUCCGUCGUCCCCUUCUUCUUCAAGCAGAGUACCCUGACCGGUUCUCCCCAUCUCUAUGAGAUUCAGCCCCUUCUUUUGACAUUCUUAACCUCCUCCACCAACCCCUCAGACCAUUCCUCAGCCAGCCCACCAUUAAAGUCCCCUCCCCCUCGUUCUCCGUGCCAAGCUUCAAACUUUCCCAAAAGCUCCCACCCCAGCUCAAGAACAGCUGAGAGGAAAACCAUCCUGGAUUUCUCCUGCUGUGUCUUUCUCGACAAAAUCUUGAUUUUGCUCCUUUCCCUUGUCUUCCCGUCGAGGUAUCUCAACUGGGUCGGUCUCAAUUUUGGGCGCGGAGUCCCCAGUCGACAGCUGAGCUAAAGAGCAGCUCGAAAGAUCCCAGCUUGCUUUCUUGGUUCCGUCCCCGAGCCCACAAUCCCCUGUUCGAGAGAGCGGAGUGAAGAGAAGGAAUGGGGAGCAAAUGGCGCAAAGCGAAGCUCGCUCUGGGCUUGAAUCUGUGCGUUUACGUGCCCAGAACCCUUGAGGACUCUCCUCCCGACAGCGACGAUGCUUCGACGGAGAGGCUCUCGGAUGCGGCUCUGCUCUCGCCGGGGAACUGGGACGCGGGCCAUUCGAGACCCAUGACGCCGACGCCUUCCUCUCACGGCCUGAGGUUCUCUAGGAGUGCAAGCAAGUCCUCCAAGCAGACUUGCUCGAUUUGCUUGACCAAAAUAAAGCAAGGAGGAGGGCACGCGAUAUUCACUGCAGAAUGCUCACACUCCUUCCACUUCCAUUGCAUCGCUUCGAGUGUAAAGCAUGGGAACCAAAUCUGCCCUGUAUGCAGGGCUAAAUGGAAGGAGAUUCCUUCCCAUGCUCCUUGCCUAGAUCUGCCUCCCCCUCUCAGGGGAGCCCCGACAAAUCCUGCCCGUUGGGCCAACAAUGAAGCACUAGUCACCAAUGUCCGCCGCCUUCCUCCCACUCAGCGGGACACAAAUCGGCGCCACAUCGUGCCCUUGUUCCAGGCCCCUGAGCCCGGUGUCUUUGAUGAUGAUGAAUUAUUGGACCAUCACCAGCCUGUGUUUUCUGAGAAGAGCUCUUCUAAUGACCUCUUAGAGGGCAAUUUCACGAGUAUGGUUGAGAUUAAAACAUAUCCGGAAGUUUCAGCUGUUCCACGGGCGCAAUCCUAUGAUAACUUCACCGUACUGGCCCAUCUCAAAGCAGUCCCUGCAUCUAAAAGCAGCAACCAAUGCCAAGCAUACUUCUUGCAAGCUCCUCGAACUCCUCGAGCUCCAGUGGACCUUGUCACUGUGCUCGAUAUCAGUGGGAGCAUGGCAGGCACGAAACUUGCACUAUUAAAACGGGCAAUGGGCUUUGUUAUUCAAAACCUCAGUUCCAGCGAUAGGCUCUCUGUAAUUGCCUUCUCUUCCACCGCCCGCCGCCUCUUUCCUCUUCGGCGAAUGACUGAUAUUGGGCGGCAGCAGGCCCUUCAAGCGGUGAACUCACUGGUAGCUAAUGGCGGGACAAAUAUUGCUGAAGGCCUUAGGAAGGGAGCCAAGGUGAUGUCUGAUCGGAAGCAGAAGAAUCCUGUUGCUAGUAUAAUACUGUUGUCUGAUGGGCAGGACACUUAUACCGUUAAUAAUUCGGGCGACAGUGAGUCCAAACCCAAUUACCAGCUUCUCCUCCCUCUAUCAAUUCAUGGAGCUGAUAACACGGGAUUCCAAAUCCCAGUUCAUGCUUUUGGGUUUGGGACAGACCACGAUGCUUCAUCCAUGCACUCAAUAUCAGAGAUCUCUGGGGGAACGUUCUCUUUCAUUGAGACCGAAGCUGCGAUCCAGGAUGCGUUUGCCCAGUGUAUUGGGGGAUUGCUUAGUGUGGUCGUACAGGAGCUGCAGGUGAGCAUUGAAAGUGCACAUCCAAGUGUUCGCUUGAGCUCGCUCAGAGUGGGAAGCUACCCUAGCCGUGUGUUGGUGGGUGGACAAUCAGGAGUGAUUGAUGUGGGAGAUCUAUAUGCCGACGAAGAACGGGAUUUUCUCAUUACCGUUAAUCUCCCGGUUGAGGCUUCCAAUUCUGAGACAGGUCUUCUCAAGGUUAGAUGCAUCUACAGAGACCCUUUGACAAAGGAAAUGGUGACGAUAGAGAGCGAAGAAGUCAGGGUUAAAAGACCAGAGACUGCUGAGCAAGAAGCAGCAACUGUAUCGAUGGAAGUGGACAGGCAGAAGAAUCGGCUGCAGGCAGCGCUGGCAAUGUCUCAGGCCCGCACGGCAGCUGAGCAGGGGGACCUUGCUGGUGCUGCCUCAAUCCUUGAGAACUGCCGCCGGGUCCUAGCUGGGUCGGUGUCGGCAAAGUCAGGGGACAGGCUCUGCGUGGCUCUGGACGCUGAGCUCAAGGAGAUACAAGAGAGGAUGGCAAGCAGGCAUGUUUAUGAGGCCUCCGGGCGAGCUUACAUUCUUUCGGGGCUGAGCUCCCACUCGUGGCAAAGGGCAACGGCGAGAGGAGACUCCACUGACGGGUCGAGCCUCGUUCAAGCAUAUCAAACACCAUCCAUGACCGAGAUGCUCACUCGAUCUCAAGCCAUGCUGCUAGGAAGCCCAUCAACUCAGAGGCUCAUUCAACCUCUAUGGUCCCUAGGUUCACAACCGAACCCGAGGUAAUCCUACCGAGUUUUAAGGUCUGUCUUGUCUUGAAUUGGGAUUUUUGGUCCUUCGUUUUGCUUGUGUAAAUGAAUAAAAUCUGGGGAGAAGGGCGAAAUAGGCUUUUAUAUGUUCGACGGGAAGGAGAAUGGGGAAUACCAGUGCUUAGGUAGGCUUUUUUGGGACAUUUUUGCUUGGAUGUUUUGUUGGGGUAAUGUAUAGAAACUCGAGCGUUUGGCUUCUCUUUGAGAGGAUUGAACUUUAAACUAGUGGGAGAAUUGUGGUAUAUAUGCCUUGUAAUUGUUGGAAAAAGGUUAUGCAAUGAAUUUCCUCUCAAUUCUUUGGUCAGA